Pygoscelis adeliae (Adelie penguin) is the source of this 972-nucleotide messenger RNA. RefSeq names its product probable G-protein coupled receptor 34. The record is from RefSeq and is a predicted model, not a curated record. Gene Ontology annotation, biological process: G protein-coupled receptor signaling pathway. Gene Ontology annotation, molecular function: G protein-coupled receptor activity; oxysterol binding. Bases 1 to 972 code for a protein of 323 amino acids. Gene Ontology annotation, cellular component: membrane. The transcript has a single exon. NCBI's taxonomy places the organism in Eukaryota, Metazoa, Chordata, Aves, Sphenisciformes, Spheniscidae.
AUGGACUCCCCGACCACCCCGUUUUCUGCCAGCCAGCUCACAGAGCACAGACUCAGCAAUUCCUGUUGUCAGAUCCAAGACGAGUUCCUCUCUGUGACACUCCCUGUGAUUUACUCCCACAUCUUCAUCAUUGGGCUGCUCAGCAACGCCCUGGCACUCUGGGUGUUCUUGUGUGGCGUGCAGCGCAGGACCUCCAUCACCGUGUACAUGAGGAACCUGGCGCUCUCUGACCUGCUGCUCUCCCUCUGCCUGCCCUUCCGCAUCGCCUUUCAAAGCAAAAGCGAGCCUCUGAUCUUCUGCAACAUCGUCGGGGCCUUCUUCUACCUCAACAUGUAUGUCAGCAUCACAUUCCUCAGCCUGAUCAGCCUUGAUCGCUACCUGAAGAUCAUCCGGCCCCUGCAGAAAUUUAGGAUUCACACUGUAUCCUGUAGCACCAUGGCCUCUGGGGUGGUUUGGUUGGUGCACACAGCGUUCAUGCUGCCUUUCUUUUUUGAGACAGGAGGAAAAGGGCCCUGUGACCAUAAAUGCUUCCACUUCAGGAGCAAAAGCACCACAGCAGCAGCUUUUAACAUGGUCGCAGUAGCCACUUUCUUCAUCCUGCUGCUGCUCUUCCUCUACUUCUACAGCAAGAUAUUUGCCAAGCUCCAUAGAGUCUCCUCAGUGAAAGCUCAGCAGCUGAAGAGGACCAGCAUGAGAGCCAUCACCAAGACCUUCAUAGUCCUGGUCAUCUUCAUUGUAUGCUUCACCCCCUAUCACGUUGUCCGCAUUCCUUACAUCCUUGCACAAGUGGGGGCCAUUUCUAGUCUGCCCUGGAAGCAGGGUCUCCACCUCGCUAAUGAGCUUGUGCUCUGUAUCUCAGCCCUCAACAGCUGCCUUGACCCAGUCAUCUUCUUCUUCUUGUCCAGCAGCUUCCGGAGGGCUGUGCUCUGCACCAUCCAGGGCAGGCUGAAGAGACCUCUCCUAAGGAACUAG